GCGACAAUUUUUAGAAUGUUGGAGUUCAAGGUGAAAAAUUCUGAGCCCAGAGAUGAUGGCUGCGUUGAAAUAUUUGGCAGGAAUUGUUGGGCCAAGUGGCUAUGGCUCCAAAACUACUGCUCAACAAGUUGCUGAUGAUUGCUUCUCCUCCAUGCCUUCAUCUCAUCUCACUGCAAUAGUCACUGGCGCGACGUCGGGGAUCGGUAAAGAGACAGCAAGAGUGCUUGCCAAGGGAGGUGUGAGAGUGGUAAUUCCAGCAAUGGAUUUGAGGGAGGGAGAAGGAGUCAAGGAAAGUAUACAAAAAGAGAGCCCAGAAGCUGAGAUAAUCAUAUUGGAGUUAAACUUGAGCUCGUUUGCUUCAAUCAAAAGAUUUUGCUCUCACUUCUUAUCUUUAGGAUUGCCGCUACACAUCCUCAUAAACAAUGCUGGCAUAAUGUCGCGACAACUGGAAUUUUCUGAAGACCAAAUUGAGCUUACUUUUGCAACAAAUUAUUUAGGCCAUUUUGUAUUGACAGAAAUGCUAGUGGGGAAAAUGGUGGAGACAGCUGCAGAAUCUUGCAUAGAGGGGAGAAUAGUGAAUGUCUCCUCUGCGAGUCACAGUUGGGUGGAUAGCAAACACUUUUGCUUCAACGAAUUGCUCCACCCUAAAAGCUACAGUAUCAUGAAAGCUUAUGCUCAAUCAAAAUUAGCCAUCAUAUUACAUGCCAGGGAACUAUCAAGACAGCUCAAGGCAAAAGAAGCAAAUGUGACCAUCAAUGCUGUCCAUCCAGGGUCUAUCGGUACCGGAAUUGUGAAAGAUUUCAAAGUCUUGCAUUUGCUUUCAGGUUUUCUCGGUUCUAUGCUCUCCAAAUUUCUCAAGUCAAUACCACAGGGUGCGGCUACAACAUGCUAUGUCGCAUUGAGCCCUCGACUAGCUGGCGUAAGCGGCGCGUAUUUCGCAGACUGCAAUGAGAGCCACUGCUCAGCCCUCGCCAGUGACGACAACAUUGCUCGGAGCCUUUGGAAACAGACACAUCAACUCAUCAAUAAUUGGGAAGGAAAAGAAAGUCAAAAUUAAAUGAUUAGAAUAUAACAUCUGUUAAGGUGAACUAAGCUCUUGAGAUGAGAAUAGAGAUUUCAUUUCAUUAUGAAAAACUGAAUUACAAAGAGAAAUUUACACAACUAUAUAUCUACAGAAGUUGUGAAGAAGAGAGAGACUGUUACAACAAACUACAACUAAUUGUGUAACUACUAUUUGACACGUGUGCAUAGCUGCUGUUGCUCUUUACUGUUAUUCCAAUGCUUCAAUACUCCCCCUUUGAGUCCUAACCAGGAGUGAUGGCUACCAAAUUGAGUUUAUCACGAAAAAGACUAAAGCGCGUAUCAGCCAGUGGUUUAGUGAAUAAAUCUGCGAGCUGUUCAUCAGAGGGAACAUGCCCCACAUCUAACAAGCCAUCCUUAAUCUUCUCACGAAUGAAGUGUACGUCCACUUCUAUAUGUUUAGUGCGGGCGUGAAAUACCGGGUUUCCAGCUAAGGCGAUGGCACUGAUAUUAUCACACCAUAGCUUUUGAGGAGAUGUAAGAGAUAUACCAAGCUAUGUACACAAAGCAUGGAGCCAAAUGAUGUCGGUGGUAGCAGUAGCCAUACUCCGAUACUCUGAUUCUGCACUACUACGUGAAACAACAUCUUGAUUCUUGGCAGCUCAUGUGACAAGAUUGGACCCCAGAAAUAUGCAGUGGCCGUCAGUGGAGCAGCGAUCAUCUACACAACUAGCCCAAUCCGCAUCCGAGAACCCCACUAUCUGAGUAAUAUGAGAAGAUUUGAAGGCUAGGCGAAGAUGAAAAGAACCUUUAAGAUACCUGAGCAUCUGUUUGCAAGCAAUCCAGUGAUAAUUUGUUGGUGCAGAGAGAAAUUGACUCAAUUUGUUGACUGCAUAAGCAAUAUCGGGCCUGGUGAUAGUUAGAUAUUGCAGCGCCCCAAUGGUGCUUCUGUACAGUGUGGGAUUAUCAAAUAAGAGACCAUCAGCCUUUGACAACUUGGUGGCAGGUGUCAUAGGUGUAGAGCAGGCUUUGCUAUCCAACAUCUUGGCUUUUGUAAAUAGCUCAUGUAUAUAUUUGUGUUGACACAAAUAUUCAGGUCUGUCCAGGGGAAAACAAAGUUGUUGAGGAAGGAAGGUCCAAUAGAGCGGAAACCGAAGGAAUGUGGUUGGAAUGGGCAUUACCAGGCCCAGAUUGCAAUGUUAUGUUUACCAGCAUGGAGCUUCGGCUGCAGUACCUCUACAGUCUAACUUGGGGCAUGGGAACCUGAAGCAACCCACCUGGUAUGAAUCAAACCGAAGGAAGCAAUCCGCCUGACCACUACAAUGAGGAGCAGACAGCCAAAGCCAGGAAAGGAAAGUAAAUCUCGGGGAUUUGGAGGAAGCGAACGGAAGAAGGAGGAAGGAGCUAGAAGCAUCGAAAAAAAGGGAAAGGUUGACUACAACAAGCAGCUGGAAACUAUCUUCAAUUGGAUCAAUCAAGGAUUGAGCUAAAGAAGGAAAGAAGAUAUCUCGAUGAAGAUAUGAAGCUGGCGCAGCUAGGGUUAGACCUUUACCAUUCGGCAGUAUAAAAGAAGGGUGGUGUGCAGAGUGAAAGAACUUCUUGGCACUUUUGAACUCUGUUUUAUUUAGUUUAUUACUUUAAACCUGCCGUGUGUGGCAUCCAAACAAUUUUACAUUCCAGUACUAUUUCCUAUUUCCGUUGUGUUUUCAUUCGAACAAGAUUCAAGGCUCGAGGCCGUAGGUAUCAUUUCUAUUAAUCAAGUAUUUCCUUUUUGUUACAUGAUG
Molecule: messenger RNA, 2804 nt
Organism: Salvia miltiorrhiza (redroot sage)
Lineage: Eukaryota; Viridiplantae; Streptophyta; Magnoliopsida; Lamiales; Lamiaceae
Product: short-chain dehydrogenase TIC 32, chloroplastic-like
Exons: 9
Coding region: 53-1057 (334 amino acids)
Source: RefSeq, a predicted model, not a curated record